GUGCUUCUGGAAAGUACUGGAUCCUCCCGUGGUUGGCCUUCUAAAUCUGGACUGAAACAGAGCAGGAGAAAAAGGAGAACCACACUGAGCAUCAUCAGCCACAGGGACUCUCUAGACUUUUGGAAAAUUGUCAUUCACUGACCUCUUCAGGAGCUUCUGUCCAGCCAUGAGGGUCUUCAACCUGCUCUACCUGCUGCUGCUGCUCGUUGCCCUUCUAACAUCAGUCUCCUCCGCCAGACCAGAUUUCCUAAAACUUAGGAGGAGAUACCACAGACACCACUACUGCCCACACAGACGCUGCAUGCCUCUCCACUCCAGAGUACCCUUUCCCUAAGGUUAAAGCUAAAAAAUGAGGGGGACCUAAGGACAG
Trematomus bernacchii (emerald rockcod) is the source of this 370-nucleotide messenger RNA. RefSeq names its product apelin receptor early endogenous ligand (gene apela). The record is from RefSeq and is a predicted model, not a curated record. Gene Ontology annotation, biological process: apelin receptor signaling pathway; heart development. NCBI's taxonomy places the organism in Eukaryota, Metazoa, Chordata, Actinopteri, Perciformes, Nototheniidae. Bases 167 to 334 code for a protein of 55 amino acids. Gene Ontology annotation, molecular function: apelin receptor binding. The transcript is spliced from 3 exons.